UCUCUCUCUCUAUAUAUAUUUAUAUAUGUCUUUGAGCUUCGGAUCCAUCGGAGCUCUUCUGCACCUCUAGCGCUUUCAAGUCUAUUGCCUCUACACUCUCACAGAUUGAUUUUCAUGGGAACGUGGAAGGAUGACGAUUAUUGCUCAUUCUUAUCUCAGCAAAUUACUUGAGUUUGUUUGCCCAUAGAGCUGAAAGCACGGUUUUUGUUCUCGAACCAGCUGAACUAGUUUGUGCUUCCUAUUGGGCUGAAACUUGACAUUCUUUGUGAUAGUUGAACAUAGCCCGAAGAUCUCCUGCAGUUUAAGUAGAGAACAGUACCGGUAGUUGAGUUGUAGUUCUUGAGGAAACGGAAAGAAAAAUGGAGAAAAGAAGCAACGUAUUGAUGCAGAAAUACGAGGUUGGAAGAGUACUAGGUCAAGGCAACUUCGCUAAGGUUUACCAUGGUAGGGAUAUUAAAUCUGGACAGAGUGUAGCAAUUAAGGUAAUUAAUAAAGAGAAGGUUAUGAUAACCGACAUGGUCAAUCAGACAAAGCGGGAGAUAUCUGUCAUGGGAUUGAUCAAACAUCCGAACAUCGUGCAGCUGUAUGAGGUAAUGGCCACCAAGUCGAAGAUUUUCCUCGUGUUGGAGUUUGUAAAAGGCGGUGAGCUUUUCAACAAGGUCGCCAAAGGGAGGCUUAGGGAGAACGUUGCGAGGAAGUACUUUCAACAGCUGAUUGAUGCUGUUGAUCUCUGCCACAGCAGAGGUGUUUAUCACCGCGAUUUGAAACUGGAAAACCUGCUCCUAGACGAGGACGGGAACUUGAAGGUGUCUGAUUUUGGAUUGAGUGCAUUGGCCGAGUCUAAACAGCAAGACGACUUGCUCCACACCACGUGUGGAACCCCGGCCUAUGUUGCCCCCGAGGUGAUUUGUAGGAAAGGAUACAACGGCGAGAAGGCUGACAUUUGGUCGUGUGGGGUGAUUUUGUUCAUUCUGCUUGCUGGCCAUCUCCCGUUUCAUAGCUCGAACCUUAUGGAGAUGUACAGGAAAAUAAUGAAGGCCGAAUACAGAUGCCCGAGCUGGUUCCCACAAGAAGUGCGCAAAUUGCUGUCGAGGAUUCUCGAUCCAAACCCCCACACUAGGAUAUCUAUAGCCAAAAUCAAGCAACACUCGUGGUUCAAAAGAGGUUUCGAAUCUAGAAAUGAAAAACACACCCCGGGAGAAUUUCAAGCGACUCUCCCAAUCCCAAACCCUAACCCUAACCAUGUUGUUCUUGAUCACACCCCCGAGGAAAAACAAGAAAUGGAAAAACAUUCUCCUACAUACCUAAACGCGUUCGACAUCAUCUCUCUCUCAACUGGCUUUGACCUGUCCGGUUUAUUUGUGAGCCUCGACCAAAAGGAGGAAGUGCAAUUCACAUCUGUGCAGCCUAGAUCAGCUAUCACGGGGAAGUUUGAAGAAAUUGCUAGGAAUCUGAAGCUGGAAGUGACAAUAGAGGGAGGGACGAGAAUGGUGCUGAAAGGAUCUCACGAGGGUGGUGGCAACGUAAUAGGAUUUGGGGCUCUCUCCAUUGAUGUUGCGGUUUAUGAAAUAACAUCAUCCUUCCAUCUAAUCGAGAUGAAACGAUCCAGUGGUAACGUGAUCGAGUAUCAGAACAUGCUCAGACAACAGAUCAGACCAGCCCUCGAAGAAAUUGUUUGGUCUUGGCAAGGAGAGCAAAAUAAUCGUAGCGAAAUUGCUUUGUAAGUUGAUUGUUUCAUGCCCUUAUUUGUCCUAGGCAGCAGUUUGGAGUGUUAUAAACUUAUUACUAUUAUUAUGUUGCAUUUGUCAUUUUCUGAUAUAAAAACUUCAUGUUAUGGAACAUCACCUUUCUGGUUUUUCUUUGUACUUCAGUUCAGUACCACCUUAGCUUGUUUUUGCAUUUUUUUUUGGUAUGGUUUAGGAAAAAAAUUACAGAAUUAUUCAAGAAUCAGGUUGUUUUGAACUCUUCUUUUA
Ipomoea triloba (trilobed morning glory) is the source of this 1973-nucleotide messenger RNA. Its product is annotated as CBL-interacting protein kinase 18-like. The coding region runs from base 360 to 1724 and encodes 454 amino acids. Gene Ontology annotation, molecular function: protein kinase activity; ATP binding. NCBI's taxonomy places the organism in Eukaryota, Viridiplantae, Streptophyta, Magnoliopsida, Solanales, Convolvulaceae. Gene Ontology annotation, biological process: signal transduction; protein phosphorylation. The transcript has 2 exons. The record is from RefSeq and is a predicted model, not a curated record.